AACAUUUUGGACUACAAUUGCAUCACCACACUCACCGCACCACCGACCACUGCCUCCGUACGCGUCCCUCUGGCGGAAAAUCGGUCCUAGUGCCGAGCUCGUUUUGUUUGGAUCUUCUGUAUAUCUAUUAAGGAGGCUUCUCCAUCUCCUCGGAGCAGCAAGGCUGUGCAGCAAUGGAGAAGUAUAACAGCAACACUCAAUUUGCACCAUUGAGAGAGACUCCGUUUGCCCUCCGUGGUGCUCUUGGUAGUUCAAGCUCAUAUCUUGAGCAAGCCAGGGGCUACACAUCUUCCCCUGUAGCAGCUCUGCGCCCAAAGAUGUCUACACCUGGAAAUCGACUCCUGCAUACGAGCUGCCCCCUGUCAUCUGCUGUAGCGAACCGCCCGCUGUCGCCCCAUCUUCCUCUGAAGAAGCCACAGUUCAGCGCUACUUUCUCUAUCUCGCACCGUAUCUUCGGUGUCGCGCUGGGAGUUGCCAUCAUAUCCGUCCCCCUCGCCACCAAGUUCAGCCUGAUGUUUGGCGUUUGAGAGCGAUUUGCUGCAUCUUAUGAGGAACUGCAUUUCCCCGUUCCUGUGACUGUUUCAUCGUUCGUCUGGGUUACCUUGCAACACAACUUUAGGUGCAGUUGGAAUAACAUCUUUGUCAUGCUGACAGACUUCUGUAAUACAGUAAUAAGUAAAACUAUAAAAUAUCAGUGCAAGGAGGUUUGCCCCA
Molecule: messenger RNA, 714 nt
Organism: Zea mays
Lineage: Eukaryota; Viridiplantae; Streptophyta; Magnoliopsida; Poales; Poaceae
Product: succinate dehydrogenase subunit 3
Biological process (GO): mitochondrial electron transport, succinate to ubiquinone; tricarboxylic acid cycle
Cellular component (GO): membrane; respiratory chain complex II (succinate dehydrogenase)
Molecular function (GO): electron transfer activity
Source: RefSeq, marked provisional